This is a messenger RNA of Ornithodoros turicata, 2587 nucleotides long. RefSeq names its product protein Wnt-7b-like (gene Wnt2). Gene Ontology annotation, cellular component: extracellular region. Gene Ontology annotation, molecular function: cytokine activity; frizzled binding. The record is from RefSeq and is a predicted model, not a curated record. The transcript has 5 exons. Bases 200 to 1414 code for a protein of 404 amino acids. Gene Ontology annotation, biological process: canonical Wnt signaling pathway; positive regulation of JNK cascade; multicellular organism development. Lineage: Eukaryota; Metazoa; Arthropoda; Arachnida; Ixodida; Argasidae.
GGACUGGCUCACCGCAGUUCUUCUUUCACGACGGGUGUGUGUGCUUCUGUGCUUCUGGAGGAGAGAUCCACGCUCUAGAAUCGCACGGCGGCUCUUCGAUCGGUCGUGUUGGUGUGUGUGUGCGUGCGUGCGUGUGUAUGCGCGUGACCAGCCCCCGGGGUGUUCGAACCCUGCCAUGCGCGGCGCUUAGAAGGCAACCAUGCCCGCUGGUUUCCAGCGUAGGCGACGAACCACGGAACUGCUGCGGGUUGCGGUAGCUGUCCUGGGGGUCUUGCAUUGCUUCAGUAUCCCGUGGUGUGUUUCUGGAAUCACUGCGGGUCUCAUCUGCCAAAGGCUACCUGGUCUGACGUCGGCACAGCGCCGUAUCUGCGGUUCACGUCCAGACGCCAUCGUAGCCAUCGGCGAGGGCGCACGGCUUGGGUUAGCAGAGUGCCGCCGCCAAUUUAGGCACAAACGCUGGAACUGCUCCCUCACCGGUGCCACAGAAGGGGGCUUCGGACACGUCUUCGCUCUCGGCAGCCGGGAAGCAGCCUUCGUCUACGCCAUCAGCUCAGCUGCCAUGACGUACUCUGUGGCCCGAGCCUGCUGGAGAGGUAACCUCAGCGGGUGCGGGUGCGACCGUUCUCGCGAAAGCACCUCCAACGCCCUGGGGCCCCUCAGCGGCAGCGUGGACGGCAACGAAUACGACGACGCCUGGAAGUGGGGCGGAUGCAGCGCGGACGUCAAGCACAGCACGCGUCUAGCAAGAAAAUUUCUGGAUGCCAGAGAGAUCGAAGGGGACGACAGGUCUCUCAUGAAUUUGCACAACAACAGAGCAGGCAGAAAGGCAGUCAAGUUCACCUUGCUGACCGAAUGCAAGUGCCACGGUGUAUCUGGUUCCUGCACCAUGAAGACCUGUUGGAAGACGUUGCCAGCUUUCUCCCAAGUGGGGAACUACGUUAUGCAACGUUACCACAAGGCAAAACGCGUGGCGCCUUACUAUGGCCCUCACAGGCCUCCACCGGGUCCCACACCCAGGCCAUUGUACCUUAGGUUACGGACCACGAGGUUACAUCCUUUACCAAAAGCUAUCGGUGGAAGGUCUACCUCUACAAGCCGGAGAAACCCAAACGCCUUGAUGCCAAGCGGAAACCCUUCACAGCCGAAGCGGCCCAAAGUGCGUGACCUCGUGUACCUCCACGGGUCGCCCAACUACUGCGAACCCGACCAGGCCAAAGGGUCGCCUGGUACCGCGGGGCGUUCCUGCAACCGUACCUCGACCGGUACGGAUGGCUGUGACAUUAUGUGCUGUGGCCGCGGUUAUAACACACACCAGUACACGCGGACGUGGCAGUGCAAUUGCAAAUUCCACUGGUGCUGCUUUGUCAACUGCGACACCUGCAGUGAACGCACGGAGGAGUACACUUGCAAGUGAUUGUUCUCGUGAAAGAGAGUUUGCUAUGGGCCAUAUGUUAAGUUAUAGAAGUGUGCUGCUUCCGUUGAACUGUGGAAGCAUUCAGAGCCAAAGAGGCGGGUGUUGCGCGUCAUUGCAUCGACAGUUGUAUCGCAUAUGUGUGACAUGUUGUGCCAUAUGCUGGCAAUGAGGUAAUUUAUGUGGUUUGCGUCUGCUGCAGGAGUGUGCCACUUUCAGUGUAAAUUUUUGGGCCAUGCAUAUCUUCACAUUACUCUUUGGGAAGUGACACUUUAACGCGUAACACAGUGACGCGUUAACACUUUAUGUACCCAGCACGCAGUCUGUAAAUGGUUAUUUUGCGAUGCACACGCUGCAUACGUAUGUACUACACAGUGACGCGUUACACAGUUGCACGGGUUACAUACACAGUGACGCGUUAACACUUUAUGUACCCAGUGUGCAGUCUGUAGAAUGGUCAUUUUUGCAAUGCACAGGCUACAUACGUUAUGUACUGUAACACAAUGCAUAGUCCGUUCGGCGAAGGAAAUAGUACAUGAACUGGAAAGCUCUGUUAUGUUCAUCAUCACCUCUUCAACUCCCUGGAGUUUGACUCCCUUAGUUUCCUGAACUAAGGAUGCUGACUUCUACUAUCAUGCGCGUCUACCUGUUGAAUGACGAAGGAAAUAGCACACGAACUGGAAAGCUCUGUUAAGGUCAUCAUCACCUCUUCACCUCCCUGGAGUUUGACUCCCUUAGUUUCCUGAGCUAAGGAUCCUGACUUCUACUAUCAUGCUCGUCUACCUGUUGAAUGAAACUUUCGUAAAGUGCUGCCAUCCGGCCUUUCAUUGAUUUGAACUUUAUGAUGGCAUCGCAUGCUGGAACAGUGAUAUAUCACAGCGGUUGUGCUCCCCGUCCAUACACGGACAACAUGGGAGCCCAUAAGCUGUAGAACCCUACGUGUAUAUGCACCCAACACGACGCUAAAUGAUUGUGUACUUUCACUAACUUAUAACAGAGGCAUUCUUAUCGCUCUUUCAUCAUCACAUCGUUGUACAUACAACAGUUGUGCGUCUUCAUUCUAGUGUUACAUUGUGGUUGGGAGGAGAAAACUGUGUGGAUCAUCUAACGUGAAGUCUCACUUUUUCCUUUUUACCACAGCUUGCCGCGGUGUGAAAUAAAGCUGAAAGGUCUUAA